AUGCUCCCCGGUGAUCCCCGACUGAACUAUGGAUUGCAAGUCCCGACCUUUCAAGCGCGACAGUCGCACGAGGGCUCCGACCGCAUGUCAAACAUGCCGCCUACGCAAGACGCGGUGCAACAAUGGACGUCCCAUCUACCCGGUCUAGAAUCAGCCAACGCCGAGAUUCUUCAGCGCCUGCACCAGAUUACGUCUAUGCUCGAGGAAAUCAAACAAGACAAUGAAUCCACCAUCUCGUCCAGUCGAUCUCUUCAAGGCUCCUUUUUCGACUCGACCAUGCCCCAUUCGAGCCCCGUCGCCGACUCCGUCCAAGGAAAACAGACACUUCGGGGACACAAUGCCGAGCAAGUCUACAGCCACGAUCCACUGACUUUGUAUGCAGCCAAUUCUCCGGAAUGUAUGCUUCGCUGGCCCGUUUUUCAAAUGGUGGUCACUGAUGCAGAGAAGCACAUUCGGUCGUUUCUCCUCGACUCCUUGGAUAGCCAAGCUCAGUCCAAAUUCUCAUUGCUGCGUCCGGCAGGCACUGGGUCAUUCCUGGAGGAUAUCCAGAUUCUCGUUCGAAAGUAUCUUCAUUUGGUCCAUCGCCGGAAUCCCGUAGUUGAUGCCGAGAAACUCGAGCGCUAUGCCCGCGAGGUGACAGUGCAGGGGCUUGGAUGGGACGGACCGUCGUGCCAAGUGUUGCUUGCAUGCGCUCUGGGCUGUUGCACAUCCGACUACGUGCCACAUAAUACCCCGGAAGAUCUAGAUCGGCUUCAGAAGCCGCCGUCGUGCGAUGCUAGUAUCGAACUCGCCGAAGCUUACUUCCAUGCUGCCAAGCAGAGGCUAGGCUUUUUACAUACGUCUCCCACCGACAUACAAUGUUUCUUGCUUGCAGGUUUCUAUCAUAGACAUGCCAUGCGCCCUUUACAGGCCUGGUUCUGCUUUCAGCAAGCCUCCUGCCGACUAGAAGUGAGAUUGCGGUCCUUGUGUCGAGAACAGUGGACUGCCGACGUCAACUAUCACAACCUCGAAUCCCGACUUUACUGGUCGUGCAUUCAAGCUGAACAUGAAAUGCAAUCUGAGCUCCCUCUCUGGAGCAGUGGUCUCGAAAACCUGGGAUACGCAGACCCGUUCCCCAAAUUCCCAAAGACUACCAGCAACUCACCAGAUAGCAUGGUAGACGAUGUGAUCUCAACAAUGCCAUCGCCCGAAAUUAGCAGUACCGAUGAGGAAAAGGGAUGGCGAUUCUAUAUCGGCUCGAUCUGCAAUCGCCGAACAGUCAACGACAUGCUGGAGGAUAUGUGGCGGUCCGGCGAGCAGGCCUGGAUCACCAAUAUCACCAGCAUUGUCGAAAAGACAAGACAAGCUGAGAGUGUAGUAUUCAACUGGUACCAAAUGUCAAAAGCCGGACUCCCUAAUCCAGAACAACAGAACCAAGACCUCGAGUCGCUAAUGCGAGGCCGUCUGUACUUCUGUCUCGAGAAAAUUUACCGUCCCAUCUUCUACCUCGCCCUGCACUAUCCAUCCCUACCGGCCUACAUCCAGAACGACGAAAUCUUUAGCACGAUUUUCGACCAAGCCCAAAAAGCCCUGGAUAAUUGCGUCCGCCUCAUUCCACGACUAUGGUACAAUUGGCGCCAUGAGUGGAUCUGGAACUGCAUGCGCAUUACCUUUAGCGCUGCAAUCCAGAUCAUGGCUGCGGUUUUGAGUAAAAAGCAGAGUGCUCCGAAUCCGUCCCGGUGGACUCUCAAUCUGCCUUAUAAUUGGCCGGCGCUGGUCAGAUUGUCAAUUCGAACGUUGAAGCUUUGGGAGAAGGAGUCCAUUGAUUUGGAGAUCAUGCGGUCUACGCUCGAGAGGAUGUAUCAGGGAACUUGUCGCUUGGCUGCCGUGAGAUCAGAGUUGUAUUCAUUGUGA
Molecule: messenger RNA, 1893 nt
Organism: Penicillium maclennaniae
Lineage: Eukaryota; Fungi; Ascomycota; Eurotiomycetes; Eurotiales; Aspergillaceae
Product: fungal specific transcription factor domain-containing protein
Exons: 5
Coding region: 1-1893 (630 amino acids)
Source: RefSeq, a predicted model, not a curated record